AUGGAAACUUAUAAGGAAUGUCAAAAAGGAGGAAAGAUAAAUACUCUCCAUUUAUUUAUUAAAAUUUUUGUGUUUUCAAUACUAAUUGUUAUACUGCAGCGCUCUAAUGAUAGUUACGCAAUGAAUAAAUUUGAGGAUGAGGAAAGUGCCAUAGAAAAAAUAUUAGACCUAAGAGAUAAAAGAACAUUAACAGAAAUUGGAAUUGAGUUUUUACAAGGAUAUAACGAAUUGAGAGCAUUAGGAAGUUCAUUAGACUUAAGCAAGAAUGAAAUGUUAACACAUUUAGGAACGGAUGCCCUUCAAGGAUAUAAUGAAGAUAUUACACUAGGAAAAACGUUUGAUUCAAAAGACAAAAAUAUAUUUUCCGAUAUUGGAGAAAACUGCUCAUCAGGACGUAGUAAAAAUAUGUUAGAACAAUUAGGCGAAGAUACUUUAAAUAUAAAAGAUAAAAUAGUUAUUUCAACUGUUGGAGAAAAAUUAGUUGAAGGAUAUAAUGAUGAUAAAGUGUUAGGAGAUGUUAUCGAUUUAAAAAAUAGAAGUUUUUAUGCAGAAAUUGGGGAGAAACUAUCAAAAUCUUAUGAUAAGGAUAAUCCAUUUGGAGAUUCGUUUAACAUGAAGGAAAAAAACUUAUUCUCAGGAAUUGGAGUAGACUUAACCGUUGAAGAUGAAAAAGAAGACAAUAAAGCUUCUGGGGAAAAUAAAUUAAAUGUAAAUGAUAAAAAAUUAAAUAUUUCGCAUGAAGGUAGUAGAGAUUAUACAUCAAAAUCAAGAGAUCAUAAACAAAAGUUUUCAGAUGUUAUGAAAAAUGCAAAAAAAAAUCCAGAUUAUUUUAGACGUAUUAUUAAGGAAUACUACGAAUCAACAGACGAAGAUAAAUCAUCAUCUACAGAUACAGAAAACACACAGCGUGUACAUAUUAAAUUUAAAAAUAAAAAAGGAGUAUUUGAUUUGAAAAAAGAAAAGAAAAGAUCAAACCUUUUUAAAUUUAUGUAUAAGAGGAUUAAGAAAAAAAACAAAUGCAGAUAUAUUUUGUCAAAGGUAGUGGCAACAUUUGCUAUAAUAAUUUUAUCACCAGUUAUUUUAUUAAUAUCAUUAUAUGUAGGCAUAUAUGUAUCAUUUUCUAAAUAUUUAGGUGAAUAUAUAUUUAUAUAUAAGGGAAAAAUAUAG
Molecule: messenger RNA, 1167 nt
Organism: Plasmodium malariae
Lineage: Eukaryota; Apicomplexa; Aconoidasida; Haemosporida; Plasmodiidae
Product: Plasmodium exported protein, unknown function
Exons: 2
Coding region: 1-1167 (388 amino acids)
Source: RefSeq, a predicted model, not a curated record